Molecule: messenger RNA, 2960 nt
Organism: Amaranthus tricolor (Joseph's coat)
Lineage: Eukaryota; Viridiplantae; Streptophyta; Magnoliopsida; Caryophyllales; Amaranthaceae
Product: serine carboxypeptidase-like 10
Exons: 16
Coding region: 134-1465 (443 amino acids)
Biological process (GO): proteolysis; secondary metabolic process
Molecular function (GO): serine-type carboxypeptidase activity; acyltransferase activity, transferring groups other than amino-acyl groups
Source: RefSeq, a predicted model, not a curated record
UAAGUAAUAAGUCAAAAAAAUAAGUUGAUGAGAACACCAUCUUAGUCGAUGUCCCAUAAUAGAUAGUAUAUCUACUAAUUCCAUAGAACCAUAAUAAUCACAAAGAAUUCCUAGCUAGUUACUACUUACUAGUAUGAUAAAGAUAAACAUGUUUGAAUAUUUCAUCCUCAAAAUAUGCUUAAUCCUUCAUUUUCAAACUGCAAUUUCAUUAAAUAUUGUGAAAACCAUUCCUGGGUAUCCUGGAAAUCUUCCCUUCUACCUUGAAACAGGAUAUGUUGGAGUAGGAGAGGAAGAAGAAGUUGAGUUGUUCUACUACUUCACUAAGUCAGAGAGAAAUCCAGAAGAAGAUCCACUUAUGAUUUGGCUCACUGGUGGCCCUGGUUGCUCUGCUUUUUCGGGUCUUGUUCUUGAAAUUGGUCCUUUGAUUUUCAAUACAUCUGCCUGCAAUUGGCACUCAAAAUCGCCAACUUAUCAGACAAAUCCAUUUUCUUGGACCAAGGUAGCUAGCAUUAUAUUUCUUGAUUCACCUGUUGGCACCGGAUUCUCUUAUGCAACAACUCCAGAAGGUUAUUACAGUGAUGACGUUACAUCAUCAAGGCAUAUUCACCAGUUUUUGAGAAAGUGGUUCAUUGACCAUGCUGGUUUUCUUAAUAAUCCUCUGUACAUAUCUGGGGAUUCCUAUUCUGGCAAGAUUGUUCCUAUUGUGGUGCAAACAAUUUCUAAUGGAAACAAAAUUGGAUUACAACCUAUAAUGAACCUCCAGGGAUAUGUCCUUGGAAAUCCAUUUACUGUGAGAGAGGAUUUGAAGAAAUCUGCAUAUAGAUAUGCUCGCCGUGUCUCUCUCUUAUCUGAUGAGCUCUAUGAGUCAACCAAGAUAAGCUGCAAUGGUUCUUAUGAGGAUGUGGAUGUGCUUAAUGUACAAUGCAUACAUAAUCUUGAAGCUGUAUCAUCUAAUCUGGAUCUUUUGUUUAAUGCUCAUGUCUUAAAACCCAAAUGCAUCUCCGAUCAAACGUGGUGCCAGGAGAGCAUCUAUCAGCUCUUGUACUAUUGGGCUAAUGAUGUACAAGUUCAAGAUUCUCUUCACAUUCGAAAGGAUACCAAACCGUAUUGGAUCAGAUGUAAUAAAACUUUAGCAUAUGAACAAAAUGUUGAAAGCACCUUUGAUUACCAUCAAAAUCUUACACAAGAUUUCAUCAAUGCACUGAUUUACAGUGGUGACCAAGACAUGAAGAUAUCAUAUAUUGGCACGUUAGAAUGGAUCGAGAUGCUAAAUAUCUCAAUUACUGAAAAUUGGAGGCCAUGGUUUGUGAAUGGUGAAGUUGCUGGGUAUACCACAAAAUUCUCAAAUGACCGUUAUCAUCUAACAUUUGCCACUGUAAAGGGAGCAGGACACACUGCUCCAGAGUAUAAGCGCAUUGAAAGCUUGACGAUGCUCAAGAAAUGGUUUGCCAAGGAAGCUCUCUAGUAUGGGACUAUCGGAAAAAAAGGGACCUCACAUCUUUAUACUUCUUCUGGUUUUUAAUAGUUUCUACAUUUUUGUUUUUCACGUUAUCCAAUAUGCAAUUUCUAAUCUUAAUAUAUGUAAUUGCAUAUGAUAAAAAUUCUAAAAAGUUAAUAUUAUGAAAAUAUUCAUUUAGAUUAAUCAAACAAGAUCUCAUUUGACCAUAUUUUACAUUAAACACACAGAAAUAUAUGCCAAAUAGAUCAAUUAAUGAGCAAUAGUUGCUACAAUGACUGUAUCCACUAUUAGAAACCGAAGAUAGUAUUUGUUAAUCAGAAAUGAGUCUUGUAUUUGUAUGUUAGCAGAUUCCCACAUAGAGGAAGUAAAAUGAGAAAGAUUGAAAAAAAUAAGAUAAAUAAAUAAUUUAAUUCCGAAUAUAAGAUUCGGGAAAACUUAUGUCCCAAAAUAAGCUUCCGUACAUCCAAGCUUAGCCUCAGGUAAGUCGCUGUUAGUAACAGCGAAUGAGGAGAAAAAAAAAAUAAAUAAAUAAAAGGCCCUAAGUCGCUGUUACUAACAGCGACUUAAAAAAAAAAAAAAAAAAAAAUUAUUUUUUAAUUUUAUUAGUAUUGAACUUGAAGUCACUGUAUUUUUUUGUUUUUGGAGCAGCUCGUUUUUUAACCUUCAAACAGUUAUUUAAUAGCAGAUGAACUAACUAUAUAAACUUGUUAUUGUUUGAUUAAUCUUCCGAUGUGGGACUGUGUUCUGGAACACAUCAAAAUAAAUGAAACCAAAAAUUAGCUCACGAAUAGAGCACCGAUGUGGGACUGAGGUACUGAAGAGCACCAGCAGUUAGCAUCUCAGCUCGGCCAACAUCACCUAAGAAGAAGCCUCACUCCAGAAUCAACUAUGAUGCACUGUCUGAAUUCCUUGAAGACCCUUUGACUUCAAAUAGUUCAAAGAGUAGGGGUGAGCCAGAUUCAGAGCAGCAUGUGGGAGAAAGUUCAGUUGGAACUCUAAAAGAUAACAACACAGGCGAUGCAACAGAUGUUAACAAGGAUGGAGAAAACGACUGGGAAACUUAUUCCAACUAUUCACAUUAUGACAAUCAAGGAGAAGAGUACAAUUACUACGUGGAUGACGAUGAGUUCUUUUGAGAUGACUUGGUCUUUUUUCGUUGUUUAAAGAAUAGAUAUAUACCGAAACGAUACAGAUAUGCAGCUUACUAUUUGAUAGGAAUACAAAAUGCAACCUUCUGGUAUGUCCAUUCUUUAAACAAGAGCGAGCGCGAUUAGUUUAUAGCAGUAGUUUUGCAUCGCACUCAUUGACGAUGUUUGUUGCCAUUGUACGAUGGUAGUUAUUGACGCUGAGCCUCUAUUGUUUCGAUUCUCAUAAUCGAAACAGAUCUGUAAGAGGGCGUUUUUGCAUUAUACUAAGUUGCCUUCAUCAACCUAACAUGGAUCACAAGAUCAGUAAUGUACACAAUUAGCAAGGGAUAUGAAUAAUUUCAGUACCUCAGUCC